AACCCGGCACUGGUGGAUGCUCCACUGUCUCUCCAGCUCGCCGUCAACUCUCCGCCCAAAACCUCCAUCAAGACGUCUGGAGCCACGGUUGUCAUGACUGCCAUCGUCAAUGUGAUGGUGCUGCCUCCAGGUCAGCCUCCGGUUCAGCUGAGCAGCAUGACCAUGGAGACCAAGUUCAAUGCCAAAGUUUCCAUGAGAGGAAAACGUCUGUCUGUUCACGCUGACCUACGCAGGUUUGCAUGUUUCACUUCUUUGUUUCUGCAACAUGUUCAUUAAAUAUCAGAUUGGCCUAACCCAGUCGCCCCACACUCACUCGAUUGUGUUUGCACAUUGAAAUCUGUAGCAAGAUUUUUUUCCUGUAGCAAUAUUUGAAUCUUGAUCUUCCUUACUGUGAAAAUCAAUCAGUCUCAAGUUUCAAGUUUUAUUUUAUCCUAUAUAUGUAAGAGUGGCACAUCACUACCAGCAAAGAAAUUCUUAGGCUCAGAGCCCCCUCAAUAUUUCAUGUAGAAAAAAAGCAAAAUUGCACACAAGGUAAUACUAAUACAAAACACAGUAUAUCCUUGUAACUCCUUGGCUCUUGAGGGAGGCGGCCGCACUUUCUCUCUCUCCCUUAUCUUCCCUGCUGGGCUUCUCAUGUCUUUUAUAUAGUCUCGAUUAUUCUCUAACCCAGGGGUCGGCAACCUUUCUGAUGAUGAGUGCAUCUAAAAUUUCCUCAGAAGUCAGUGUGCCAUAUGACUGCAUUAGCAAUAAAUUUAAUAA
Messenger RNA from Haplochromis burtoni (Burton's mouthbrooder), 759 nucleotides. Its product is annotated as phospholipid transfer protein. Gene Ontology annotation, biological process: ceramide transport; phospholipid transport; high-density lipoprotein particle remodeling. Gene Ontology annotation, molecular function: diacylglycerol binding; phosphatidylcholine intramembrane carrier activity; phosphatidic acid binding. Lineage: Eukaryota; Metazoa; Chordata; Actinopteri; Cichliformes; Cichlidae. The record is from RefSeq and is a predicted model, not a curated record.